ACUGGCGACGGCAAGCAUGGCGGAACUCGCGGUGGAUGUCGAGGCUGAGCAGGCGGCCGAGGUGUGCCAGGCACUUGGCCGCCAUCUGAACUGUCUGAGCAGCGAGAGUAAAAGCUCAAGGCGCCGGGCGCUCGAGUGCAUCCGAGCCGAGGCGGCGGAGCGGCAGCUGCCGAGCGGAGUGCGGCAGCGGGUGCUGGCCACCCUGCUGCGGCCUUUGCUCAGCGCCCUAAGCGACCCGGCCGAGCGCUGCCGGGAGCUCAGCAUCUGCACCCUGGCCGAGCUGCUGCGCGCCGUGCCGCGGCCCCACGAAGCGCUGCCCUACCUGCUGCCGGCCAUCGUGCAGCGCCUGGGCCUGCCUGAAUUGGCCGAGCCGGCUGAGGAGCUGCGCUUGGCCCUGGUCGAGCUGUUGGUGUUUGUGGUCGAGCUCUGCGGCGCCCGGCUGGCUUCCUACCUGGACGACAUGGUCAAGAUCUUGCAGAGGACCAUCGUCGACCCUUUCCCCGAGGUCAAGAAGAAGAGCUGCGAGUGUGCAGCCAAGUAUGCGAAGUGGACCCCUGAAACUUUUCACAUGCAGUCUGAAUCUCUAAUAAAGCCGUUGAUGCAGACCAUCUCCCAUCAGCAUUCAAAGGUCCGCGUGUCCGUCAUUCGGACAACGGGAGCAGUCAUUCAGUACGGCAAUGGAAAGUCUGUUGAUGAUGUUCUCUCUCAUUUGGCACAGCGUCUCUUUGAUGAUGCACCACUGGUACGCCAAGCUGUGACAGAAGUGGUGGGAAGCUGGCUUUUGGACCUUCGGGAUCGCUACUCCUUCUUCCACAAGCUUAUCCCUCUUCUGCUAAGCAGCUGCAGUGAUGAGGUACCUCAAAUCAGGGAGUUGGCCUCUGAUUACUGGAGGAAAGUUGGACUCCAGUGGCAACAGGAGAAUGAGGAGGAUCUUAAGGACAAGCUUGACUGGUCAGCUGAACUCUCUAUUAACUACCCUGUUGGCGCGGAACGCCCUGGACUUGGGUGCCGGGAGUUGGUGUUCCGGAACUUGUUCAAGAUUCUGCCAGCCGUCAGCCGAGACAUUACUGACUGGGUCCCUGCAACCCGAGUUAAAGCAUCCCAGCUGCUGAUAGUGCUGCUGUUCCAUGCCGAGGAUCACAUCACGCAGCACAUGGAGCUGCUGCUUAGUACCCUGUAUCGGUCAUGUGCAGAUGAGGAGAAAGCUGUGGUUCAAAACUCGUUGAAAGCAGCAGAGCUGAUUGGAACCUUUGUGGAACCUGAGGUCUCUUUGAAGUUGAUUUUGACAGCUCUUGAGAAAUCUGCUUGUACUGCUCAUCUAAUGGUCUUGGGUGCAGUGAUAAGGGGCAGCUCAGCACAGGCACUGCAUCCACAUCUGAUCAAAAUCGGAGAAUCUCUGGCACUUCCUGAUACGUGUCAAGUUUCUGCAAAGGUAGAAUAUUUGGAACAACUGCUUCUGUGUGCACAGAUCCUAAUUACAGUAUGUGGGAAACAAUGCCGUGAAAUCAAUCUCCCACUUCUGAAAGUGCUGGUGACAGUCAUGUCUAUGACUUCUGAUGAAGAGCUGAAAAACAAGGCAAAGAAGACCAUAGCUUCACUUGCUGCAGCAGAGGACUUGGAUAGCUCUUUGGGCCUUUAUAGACUACAUAUAAAACAGCUGAUUGAAUGGGUGGCUAGUGCACAGCAUGAGUGGACUAAAUAUUCUGUGCAGCACCUGCAAUUUGAAACAAUUAUCACUCAGUCAGGUCCUGUGCUUGGAGAAUCACUUGAUAUAGUUUUUCCAGUUUUGAAAAGCUGCCUUCAACCCAGCAAAGAUCCUGAAGUGCGCCUCAAACUCUUCUCUGUUUUAUCAAAAUUGCUACUGAAAGCUAAUGAAACUCUAAAUUCUCAAGGGCAUUUCAGUAGCUACCUGGAGACGCUUGUAAGAGAUAUUUUGGUGCCUAAUCUGCUGUGGCACGCUGGGAGGACAGCAGCUGCAGUCCGCACAACUGCUGUAUCCUGUCUGUGGGCUCUGCUGCAUAGCAAGAUGAUUACACUGGAACAGGCCCUUGGAUUAUAUGAAGGCUUGAUGCCAAAAGUGAUUGCGGCCCUGGAUGAAGAUUCCAAAAUGAGUCGGCUGCUGGCUUGUCGUGCCAUUAGUGCCAUUUUAAAAGUUUGUGGGGAUCAGGUGGAUCCUGAGAAGCUCAACAAAUUGUAUCCAGAGCUGCUGAAACGGUUGGAUGAUUGUUUGGAUGAAGUACGUAUCGCAGCUGCCAAAGCUUUGAGUGUUUGGUUCCAAUGUUGUGGGAAUGAUUACGACAGAUCAUUUUUCAAGAGUCACAUUGAAUUCCUUUACCGUGCACUAUUGGUUCAUCUGGAUGAUCCAGAGAGUGAGAUCCAAAAAGUAUUUCUUGAUGUUCUAAAAGUGGGGAGCUUUCUUUCUCCUGCAUUGCUGACACAAGAGAUUGAGGCCGUGAAGCACAAACACCGCAGCUCUUAUUACUGUGAGCAGUUACUACAGCAUGUUCAGCAGGCCAGUGGCGACGCCAGCUGAGUGUGCAGGCCAAUGGCUCAGUACAAGGUGCUACACAGAUACCACAAGCGCAAUCACCCAGGAAAACAUGCACAGGGUAUUUAUACAACAUGGAUGAAAGGGACAAAACGUUGACAUAAAAUUUAAUGGUAGAUAGUUUUAUAUCAGAGCACCCAUGAUAGGAUUGUAUUGAUGGGCACCUGAAGUUACCUACCUAAAGUUAGCAUUGAGUUCUAAUCCUUCAAGAAACAGUCAUUCUGACAUUAAGUCAGCAGUGACCUCCUAAAUCACCUUCUGUGAUUUGAAAACAUUUGAGAGGAUACUUGUAGAAGAGAAAUGUGCUUUUUGCAUCAGUUCUGAUUUGGCACUAGGGCCCUGGGCAUUGAAGUGGUGGAAAAUAAUGUUCUGUAAAGAGCAGGGAAGGGUUUUGAUCUUGUUCCCUCGUGCACUCUUUUGCCUGAAGGUGUCAAGUGUUUCCAGCAUUUGCAGAGCUUUUUGCUGAUGCCUUUUCAUUUGGACGGUGUUUUCACAAAUUCUAAAUCAAAUCCUUUUUUUUCAUUUGUGCUGCGUUGACUCAGGCGGGAGAAAAGAAAUGUUAAUAUAUUUUGUCUUUUUGGUUUGUAGUAACUAUUAUUCCUCUGGAAGUAGUUAAAUCCUUUGAUUUUGUAUCUCUGGCCAGAAUGAUAUUUUCUAUUUUUCCUUAAUUUGUAUUUCUAUUCUUUGGUUAUAAAUUUACUGUCGGAUUUAUUCCUGCACGCUGUCUAUCAGUCCCUAAACUAUAGAAUACAUGUAUGGAUUUAUUUACUUUUAUUGUGAAUUUUGCUACAAUAUUGUUACCAAUUUGAUAAUUUAAUACUUUUGCAUUUGAGCAAUGCCUUAUAGAGCCCAAUGUUUAUUUUUGCACAGACUUUUAUAAGUUUUAAUUACAUUACUAACUCCUAUAUCUUUGUAGAACACAAAAAGUCUUCAUUGAAGAUUACUCUGGUGUUUUCACUGUACACUUGACAAUUAA
Messenger RNA from Hypanus sabinus (Atlantic stingray), 3524 nucleotides. RefSeq names its product dynein axonemal assembly factor 5-like. The transcript has 13 exons. Gene Ontology annotation, cellular component: cytoplasm. Gene Ontology annotation, biological process: inner dynein arm assembly; cilium movement; outer dynein arm assembly. Bases 17 to 2533 code for a protein of 838 amino acids. The record is from RefSeq and is a predicted model, not a curated record. Gene Ontology annotation, molecular function: dynein intermediate chain binding. Lineage: Eukaryota; Metazoa; Chordata; Chondrichthyes; Myliobatiformes; Dasyatidae.